Arabidopsis lyrata subsp. lyrata is the source of this 1345-nucleotide messenger RNA. Its product is annotated as protein MADS AFFECTING FLOWERING 5. Gene Ontology annotation, biological process: positive regulation of transcription by RNA polymerase II. Gene Ontology annotation, molecular function: protein dimerization activity; RNA polymerase II cis-regulatory region sequence-specific DNA binding; DNA-binding transcription factor activity, RNA polymerase II-specific. Gene Ontology annotation, cellular component: nucleus. The transcript is spliced from 8 exons. Lineage: Eukaryota; Viridiplantae; Streptophyta; Magnoliopsida; Brassicales; Brassicaceae. The coding region runs from base 359 to 1054 and encodes 231 amino acids. The record is from RefSeq and is a predicted model, not a curated record.
AUUUUUGGUUCGGUCGGGUUAUUUGAGUCCAAUCAAAACGGACUUACCGGUCAGUCGGUCACAUCUUUCGAUUUGUUGGAUAUAUACGUAACGAAGGGAUAAUACAAGUAGGUGAAAACGCGCCACAAAGGGAACUCGACAUGCGUUAAUACGUGUCUAAACUCUAUUAAAACGCAUCGUUUAAGCAAGAAUUUUUCUUUUCUCUGUCGUUAGCAAAAACAAAAACAAUUUUAACUUUUUUGAAUUUUUAGAAAAAAAGAACAAAAAAAAAAAAAAAGCAAAAACGUUCAGUGUCGCCGGGGAGUUAUACAGACAUCACAAUCAAAUUAGGUCAGAAGAGUUGUCGGAGAAAGAAGCCAUGGGAAGAAGAAAAGUGGAGAUCAAACGAAUUGAGAACAAAAGCUCUCGACAAGUUACUUUCUGUAAGCGACGAAAUGGACUCAUGGAGAAAGCUCGUCAACUCUCAAUUCUCUGUGAAUCCUCCGUCGCUCUUAUCAUCAUCUCUGCCACCGGAAGACUCUACAGCUUCUCCUCUGGCGAUAGCAUGGCCAAGAUCCUCAGUCGUUAUGAAUUACAACAGGCUGAUGAUCUUAAAACCUUGUGCCUUAACAUUGUGGAUAAAGACCAGGAUAGAGAUACUCUGUUCUUCACAGCUGGUAUUGCACUAGAAAGUCUACGACAUGGUUCUAAACUUGAUCUAGAAGAAAAAAAUCUUAAUUAUCUUUCACACAAGGAGUUGCUAGAAAUAAUCCAAUGCAAGAUUGAAGAAACGAAAAGCGAUAAUGUAAGUAUAGAUUGUCUAAAGUCCCUGGAAGAGCAGAUCAAGACUGCUCUGUCUAUAACUAGAGCUAGGAAGGCAGAACUCACGAUGGAGUUUGUGAAGACCCUUCAAGAGAAGGAGAAGCUGCUGAUAGAAGAGAACCAGGUUUUGACAAGCCAGCUUAAAAAGAUGGGGAAGAUGAAGAAGUCUAGGGAAACAGAGGAUGCAAGAGCAAUGUCACCCGAAAAUAGUUCCCGAAACAAGCCACCGGAGACUCUCCUGCUGCUCAAGUAACCACCACCACCACCAAGGACUGAUUGGGAAAAUAAAAUUGCAAAAAAUUCUGAUUUGUUAUUCAUAAGAAAAGCUACAUAUAAUAUAAAUCAUCUUCAUACCCUGCUAUGGAGAAGUUUAAGAAGAAAACGCAUCCAAGGGGAAGACUAGAGCAUCAAAUAAAAGUAUUGGUUUUUAUUGUUACCUUCGGAGGACGUGAUCAUAUUGUAUUUCGUGCCUUUUGUGUGUUCUUGUCUGAAUAUUGGAAUUGUUGGGUUUAUAAAAAGUUUGAGCUGCCUUCAGCGUGAAGAA